Molecule: messenger RNA, 423 nt
Organism: Guillardia theta CCMP2712
Lineage: Eukaryota; Cryptophyceae; Pyrenomonadales; Geminigeraceae
Exons: 3
Coding region: 1-423 (140 amino acids)
Source: RefSeq, a predicted model, not a curated record
AUGAAGCUUGCCAGCCCUCGGACCUGCAGCACAAGGAUGAGCCAUGUGCGUGUAGAGGGGAUGCCAGAGGAAUCUCAGCGCUCGAAGAGGGAGCGUGUGGUCAGGUCCCUGGGAUCCGUGGUUGUAGCAGCGUCUGUGGGCGUUGCGGGUUUAAGGUCUACGAGUUGGGAGCUCCCGUUUCAACAGACCUCGUCUGAGAGCAGCGUUGUAAGAUCGUACAACCAGAAGCUCGCCUUCGUGGAAGAGGAUGAUGUCGGCGCUCGCGAUGUUCGCACUAUUCAGCCAUCGGACAACAAGGAGCCAGAAAUCAAGCUCACCUUCACAGAGAAAUGUUUCGCUCUGGCGUUCCUGGGCGUUGCCGUCGGGCUCCCUUGCUUGCUGUGCUGGGUUCGGUCGAGCCCGGAGAAGUGGGAAGGAGAGUGA